AUGGCUCUAUUCACGCGAAAUGUGCUUCUGUGCCUCUUUCUGGGCUUGAUUUUGUUCACCCUUCAGGCCCAGGCAUUUGGUGCUGGCAAUAUUGCCUCUAUCUCCGCCGUAGAGGGGAAGAAUUGGCGCCAUGGCGAUAUUGAAGACGUCUUGAAGACUGUGGCGUGUAUCCGCCAUCACAAAUGGAACUCGAUGAUGAUCAAACGUGUAUACUUCGGGAACUGGCUCCGCGACUACUCCCAGGCUAUGGAUACUGGAGCUUUGAAGAAAGCACAACCUGAGACCAUUCGCAUCUUGGUCUGGCUGCUAUCGUUCCUCGGGUUCGGUUAUGCAACAGCCGAGUUCGAGGUCACUUCUGAGCGAUUAGGGGUGUAUCGACCUGAAGAGCACAUCGACAACCCCAAAGACUACAAUGACAACGAGGACGCUCGAAAGUACGAUGUCCGCCUCCGGGCCCCUGUCCGGGACAUUGAAUUACAAGUCGACAUGGAGACUGGUAUGAAGAACUAUAUCGCCAAUGGGAAAGGUGACUGGGCUACCAGCGCGGCUUUCGUCAAGUACAGCUUUGAACGCAGCAUCCACCAUGGUCGUCUCUAUACCAAUGGCAAUGGGUUCUUUAAAGGGAAAGACGAAGAUCUUGCUGAGGCUCUAAGAUGCCUCGGACAAGGCUUGCACACACUAGAAGACUUUGGUGCCCACACAAACUAUGUCGAGCUUGCACUUCGAGAAAUGGGCUUCCACAAUGUGUUCCCCCAUGUUGGUACAGCCACCGCCAUCAACCUGCGUGGAAAGCAUGUUUUCCCCCUCGUCACAGGCACUUUCGGGAUGGUUGAUUUCUAUCACUCGGUUCUUGGAGAGGCAACUGACCAUUUCACACAGAGUGAAGUUAACGAGAUGGACAACGCUCUCGGCACUGCCCAGCAAGCCGCACAGUCAUCAAAUCCCUUGAUGACAUUGGUCAAACUUCUCUCUAAGGUCCCAGGAACCAAAGGUCUCUGUGAUGAGGCCGAGCAGCUGCAGGCAAGCGCCCAAGCCCAAGCACGUUCCAAUCAACAAGAAGGGUAUGGAGUGCAAGGGGCAUACCGCGGAGUAGAGAGCUAUGGAGAGUCUUCAAGGGGAGUAGAUGACUGGGAGGGUAACCGGGCAAGUCAUCCAAGCUAUUCAUCGCAGCCUCAGGCGUAUGAUGCAAAUUCUUGGACCCAACAAUCUGAGACCGGUUAUCAGCCGCGUUGGGAACAGAAUCCGCCUCAAUACCAACAGCAAUCGCAGUGGCACGAUCAAGGCGUAUCGCAAAGCUUUAACAAUCCAGCACCUCCUCAACAGCAGCCUCAGUGGCACGAUCAAGGUGUGACCCAAAUGUAUAAUAUACAUGACCAAUACGGCGGUACACAUCAGGGUUGGCAGCAGCCAUCGAUGGAGCCAUGGCAACAGCAACCACAGCAUCCGGACCCUCAUGCUUCACAGCCCGUGCAAUCAGCUGUUCCACCACAAGUGCCCACCCACUCGUCACAAUCUGGUGCGCCCGCUUCAAAUGCCCUCGAAGGCCUUCCAAACUUUGACCCAGCGAAGACAAUCGCUCAGAUCUAUCCGAUCCUUGCAUUCCGCGACAAAGUUGUACGAACAAUCAGUGGUAUCAUUGAAAAGAUUCCAGGUUUAGAGGCGCUUGUCGAUCGUAUCACCGAGACUUUGACAGUGUUUAUCCUUUCACUUUUGGCACCUUUUGUACGACCAAUUCUCAACGUAAUUUCGAAGGCCCUACAAACGGGAAGUGAGGGUGUCCUGGAUUCGUCCGCAAAGCAUCAAUACGAAGUCUGGACGGAUCCACACUCCACGGAUCCUACACAUUCGAUGCUUAGCAAGGACCAUUUCAGCAACUUGCUGAAUGAACCAGCGGGCAAUGUUGCGGCCGAGAUUCUUAAAUUCAUCGCUCCACGGGUUCUGUAUGCUUGGGAACACCCUGAUGUCCCGGUGCAGCAGGUCAUGCGCGACAUCGAAAUUAUAUUCCAUCAUCCGGCCAUCAGAGACGAAGGUGUGGAAGUCCACCGGAAUAUGUUCGCUUCAGUAAAAAGAUGGGUGGAUGGCUUACCUGACAGGGGACACAGCCUCGAGACCGUGUUGAGUUCAGACGGGGUGCGAGCAGGCAAAAAUCACAAAGCCGGCGUCAAUCCGCACAUUCAGCAUUCUUCUCCAAGCACAAGCGCAGCGCAUCAGGCAAGUUCUGGUCCAUUGGGAGGACUUGCGAGUUUCAUUCCAGGCCAGCACCAUGACGGCGGCGGCGGCGGCCGCCAGUCGUCCUCAAACUCUGGAGCAUUUGGCGGAUUAGCGAACCUGAUCCCUGGCGGGCACCAGAGUAGCAGUCAUGGGAGCAACCCGCUUGGUAUGGUCGGUGACGUUCUCGGAAACUUUACGGGUCAUAAACCAGCGCAGCAACACCACGGGGGAGGUGGUGGUCUGAGCAAUAUGCUGAGCAUGGCCGAUAAAUUGCCCCUUCCCGGCUCAUUCAGCAAAUACACCAAAUUCAUGGGCGGCUUCCCUGGAAGUGGGGCACGCGGUCUGGACGAGCAGGACCUUGGAUCAAGUGGCAGUGAAUUAGGGGGAUCAAAAGAACUGCAUGAGGCUGCGUUGCUGGGAGACCGCUCAAGCACUGGUAACAGAUCGCCCAGCCCCAGGCCCAUGCAGCCCCCUGCUGGAUAUGAGCAAUACGGCCGAGAAGGCGUUGGUGGUCAGGGAUAUGGUCAAGAAGGACAAGACUAUCAAUAUCAGACUUCCUAUCAGGAUCCGUACCAGAGUCAAGGUCAGUAUCCUGGUGGAGGCGAGGGCGCGGGCUACUAUGGAGGACGUUGA
This is a messenger RNA of Fonsecaea multimorphosa CBS 102226, 2844 nucleotides long. RefSeq lists its product as uncharacterized. The record is from RefSeq and is a predicted model, not a curated record. The transcript is spliced from 4 exons. Bases 1 to 2844 code for a protein of 947 amino acids. Lineage: Eukaryota; Fungi; Ascomycota; Eurotiomycetes; Chaetothyriales; Herpotrichiellaceae.